AUGACUUCCUCACUGCGUCGUUCACCCUCAUUAUGUAGUUCGAUGACACCAAAUAUUUCAUUGGAUGUGCAUGAUCAUGUUAUUGCUUCUCCCCAUUCCACUGAAUUGAAUUCUAACGUAGGUAUUCAAAUUGAACCGGAGUCGAAAUUACCCGCCACCAAUUUGUCAUCUAAUAUAGGAAACAUUCCGGUAGUUUAUGAACCAACGGAAACAUCACCACUUUCCAAUGUACCGAUGAAUCCACUGCUGUAUUCUUUACAAAAACAGUAAGUGUUUCAAUUUUGCGUGAUAUUUUUAAUGUCGUUUCAUGCGCUCGUAAUUUUUUCUUAGUGUUAUGGAAACAUUUGUCCGUGUCUGGAUAGUGAUAUUGUCUUUUCUUUUUCAGUUGCUUAUAACUCGAAAGAUACUUUUC
Messenger RNA from Loa loa (African eye worm), 412 nucleotides. RefSeq lists its product as hypothetical. Lineage: Eukaryota; Metazoa; Nematoda; Chromadorea; Rhabditida; Onchocercidae. The record is from RefSeq and is a predicted model, not a curated record. The coding region runs from base 1 to 270 and encodes 89 amino acids. The transcript has 3 exons.